Molecule: messenger RNA, 1831 nt
Organism: Oncorhynchus kisutch (coho salmon)
Lineage: Eukaryota; Metazoa; Chordata; Actinopteri; Salmoniformes; Salmonidae
Product: serine-rich adhesin for platelets
Exons: 9
Coding region: 235-1308 (357 amino acids)
Source: RefSeq, a predicted model, not a curated record
GACUAGUAAUUGAGUGGGUGUGCAGGUGAGAGUUUCCACUUAAUAGGUUGCCUCUCCUGUGCUGUCACUAGGAAGAACAGAGGGUAGUGACACUGGGAGAAAAGGAGAGCGGCGAGACAGAGAGAGAGAGGCUCUACACAUCAUCCGCAGCUGAUACAGACAGUUUCAUCCUCAGACUGUUGCUCAACACUACACACGGACUGGACUAAGGGCUCCUACUCCCUCCAGAAGACUAUGGCCUCAACUGCUUUUUUUAAAGGCACAGGCCUCCUGCUCUUCUUACUACUGGGACUGCAGCCAUCGUCAUUUAUUUCAGGACAAAACAUCACCUCAAGUUCCAAUUCAACGCCCGAUGCUGCAUCAACUGUGAUGUCACCUGGCAUGAGUACUGACUCUGCAGCAACUAUCGUGACAGCUACCACAGCUCAAACUACAAUGUCGCCUGCCAUUUCUUCUACGAAUGCUACAAUGUCGUCUGCCAUUUCUUCUACGAAUGCUACAAUGUCGUCUGCCAUUUCUUCUAUGAAUGCUACAAUGUCGUCUGCAGGGUUGGGUAGUGGAACCACAAGCACGGACAAUGCCACUUCAUGGGGCACCAGUGGCAUGACCAUGAUAUCCUGUCGCCAGUUCUCCUGUAACUACUCAGACUGCAACGAUGUGUACAUGAAUAUGACUUCUGUUUCAUGCAACGCUAAUAUCACCUUCUGUGAGCUGAAGAGACAGGAAGACAUGACUUACACCGGUGGCUGCAGUUCCUCCUGCAGUAAUGCCUGUGACAAUGACACUCAGACCAACUGUUCGAUGGGAUGCUGCAACUCCACUGGCUGUCUUAGCUCUACCCUGGCCUCCAUUGUUCGUACAAACACUACAACAGUGAUGAUGACCACCACCACCACAACAACAACAGCAGCAGCAGCCACCACCACUACAACUGCUGAACCAACCAAUAAACUUAAGAAGUGUCAGAUGUUUCAGUGCACAGAGCAGAACUGUUACAAGACUUGGAUAACCAAAGACCCAAUGCCUUGUCCCCUCAACCAGCCCUACUGUGAGCUGAAAAAGAUGACAACUGGUUCAACAACGACCUGGAUGGGAGGCUGCAAUGCCAACUGCACAAAAAACACCUGGUGUACGACCACAACAGAUACAUGCCACCAAGAGUGCUGCAACACCUCCAUGACCUCCUGCCUCAAGCUGGAUGGUACUCUGAACGUUCCUUCUUCUGCCGCUAGGGGUCCGCACUUCCCUUUAGCAUUGGUCACUGCUGCUCUGCUGGUUUGUCUGCUCAGCAUUGGUUCUCUGGUUUAAACUGGGUCGUGUUCAGUAGGUACCAAGCGGAAAAAAAUGUAUUGAAAGAGGGAGGAAAUUCUUUGACUUGUCCGUUGCAAAAUGGUUUAAAACGUUGCCUGUUGUGUGACUUAAUGAACACAACCCUGAUGUGUCGACCUACUUGAAUAACAUACAGCGGUAGUAGUAGCACAGCAAAACCUGGUUUCUAUUCCACAUGAAUAGUAUACUGGUUGUAGGUCUAGCCUACUCUGUUUUUGUUUGUUUGUUUGCUUGUAUAUGAGAUAUAUUGAGAAACUGUAUAUGAGGGCUCAUAUGUGCUUUUGAGAAAUGUAGGCAAUUUAAGUGAUAAUGAUUCCCCUAUGUGAGUCCAAACCAAAUGGUUUUAAAGGGUAUUAUUGAAGAAUAUGAUGAUUAAUAUGGCUACAGAAAGCUACUCGACCAUACCAUCAACUAAUUUAUAAAUCAGUAAUGUGUAUAACAUAAUCCACAGAAGAGGAUAGCUUAUUUAUGAUCAUAGAUGACUGACAUAAUGUAUGGUAGG